AUGGCUAGCAAAAGAAAAUCCACAACUCCCUGCAUGAUACCAGUAAAAACACUGGUGCUUCAGGAUACUGGACUGGAUGCUGUAGAAGAUGGCCGUGAAGGAACGCAACCAGAUGCUCCUGCGGAAGGGCCAGCAGCUGGUGAUGCUGGUGCCAGUAACAGUAAUAACGGAGCUUUGUCUAACGGGCACCGCGGCAUUGCUGAAAGUGACACUUAUAUCUGCAAGUCUUGUGACUUUGGAUCUCAAGACAUUCAUCACUUCUUCAGGCACUUGGAUUCUGAGCACUUAGACUUUAGCAAAGACCCCGCGUUUGCGUGUGUUGCGUGCAGCUUUCUGGCAAAUAGCCAUGAAGGGCUCUCGCACCACAACGCAGAGUCGCACGCCAGCGAAACGAGCUUCGUCUGGAAGGUGGCUAAGCAGGACAAUCGCACAACUGUGGAGCAGAGUCUCUGUGAGGCCGCCAGCAGCCACGACCUUCCGGGAGAGGUCCCUGAAGAAGGGGUGGACGGCCAGUCUGAAAUUAUCAUUACCAAAACCCCCAUCAUGAAGAUAAUGAAAGGUAAACCCGAGGCCAAAAAAAUCCACACGCUGAAGGAGAACGUGUCAAGUCAGUUGGGCAGUGAGUCAGAGGUGAAGGACGGAGAGCAUUCAUUCCCAAACGGGUCCGUGCCGGUCAGCCAGCCCACUGCAGGCUCCACAAAAUCAUCUCAUGUGGUGAACGGCUCCAUCAUAGGAAAUGUGCCUGUUCUGCAGGCGGGUGUUGCACAGCUUGUGUCACUGCAGCCGCAACCCCCAUGCCAUCAGCAGCUACCUACGUCCAAGUCCCUUCCCAAGGUGAUGAUUCCUCUGAGCAGCAUUCCAACGUACAACGCUGCCAUGGACUCCAACAGCUUCCUCAAAAACUCUUUCCACAAGUUCCCCUACCCCACAAAAGCCGAGCUCUGCUACUUGACCGUGGUGACGAAGUACCCAGAAGAGCAGCUGAAGAUCUGGUUCACUGCCCAGAGGUUGAAGCAGGGCAUCAGCUGGUCACCGGAGGAGAUCGAAGAUGCCAGGAAGAAGAUGUUCAACACCGUUAUUCAGUCCGUGCCGCCACCCACCAUUACAGUUCUGAACACGCCGGUGGUCGCAAAUCCCGGGAGCGUCCCCCAUCUUAUUCAGGCGACGUUACCGGGCCACGUGGUGGGGCAGCCGGAGGGGACGGGGGGGCUGCUGGUCACGCAGCCCAUCAUGGCAAACGGCUUGAAGGGCACAAGCUCCUCGUUCACCUUGGCGGGGGCUUCUGUC
Molecule: messenger RNA, 1287 nt
Organism: Opisthocomus hoazin
Lineage: Eukaryota; Metazoa; Chordata; Aves; Opisthocomiformes; Opisthocomidae
Gene: ZHX3
Product: zinc fingers and homeoboxes 3
Biological process (GO): regulation of transcription by RNA polymerase II
Cellular component (GO): nucleus
Molecular function (GO): DNA-binding transcription factor activity, RNA polymerase II-specific; DNA binding
Source: RefSeq, a predicted model, not a curated record